UCCGGGGCGCGUUCGCGAUCGCGUGUGCCACGUGAAAAGGACUGGCUUAAUUCUAGGUAAAAAAAAAAAAAAAAAAAAAAAGAGUUGCGUAUUUCGUGCUUUGAGCACACAGAAGACACCGCAAAUCCCAGGAUUACUUUUCACAUGAUAUCUGUCAUAGGAUAGCAGUACGAGGGCGGUGUGUAAAGGGGGCAUUUGUUUAUUUGAUUUUGUUUUUAAAUACAUAGUUUAAUAAAAGUUGCAUUUUUGGAUAAAUUUAAGCAUGCGUCUGCAGAGUGUAUUUCGUGCGGUGAUCAUGGGGCCCCCGGGCUCAGGGAAGGGGACCGUGUCCAGUCGGAUAGCGCAGAGUUUCGGGCUCAAGCAUCUUUCCAGUGGGGACUUGCUGCGGGCUAAUAUCGAGGCGAAGACAGAUUUGGGCCUGUUGAUGAAGUCGUGUAUUGAUCAGGGUCAGCUGGUUCCUGAUGAUGUCAUCUCUCGUCUCAUCCUGUCCAGCCUGCGGAGUAUGGGGCCGAGCAGUUGGCUUCUAGAUGGGUUCCCCCGUACUGUGGCUCAGGCUGAGGCGCUGGACAGCACAUGUAAUGUGGACACUGUUAUCAACCUGGACGUGCCUUUCCAGACCAUCAGAGAGCGUCUGACGUCACGCUGGGUCCAUCUUCCCAGCGGCAGGGUCUAUAAUAUAGACUUCAACCCACCAAAGAAGCCAGGUCUUGAUGAUGUCACUGGAGAACCGUUGGUUCAGAGAGAUGAUGACACUCCUGAAACUGUCACCAGGAGACUAAAGGACUAUGAGAGACAGACACAACCAGUUCUAGAGUAUUAUAGGAGUAAAGGAGUGUUGGAGACAUUCACAGGAACUGAAACAAACAAGAUAUGGCCUCAUGUUCAUGCCUUCCUGACCAGGAAAAUCCCAGGAAACCAGCAGGCAAUGGGAAAAGCAUGAUUACAACAUUUUGGACAGCAGACGUUUACAAUUGUUAAAUACACUGUGGGGUCUCAGCACAAUGCACCUCGAUGGCCUUAACCAUUCUACUGUAUUUGGAGUCGAAACACUCAUAUGUUGAAGCCUUUGGUGUUGCAAUCUGGUUUUAUGCCUCUUUGAGAAAGCACGUUUGUGCCAAACUAAAUGAGGAUGCCAUACAGCACAAGGUUUAUAAACUAGUGCUCUGCUCGAGCACUGCCACUUUAAGCAAACAAACUUGCUUAGGGUAUUACAAAGGUAGUCAUGUUUAGAUUAACAAUUCACUCCAAAAUUAAUUUCCAACUUUCUGUCAGUAUAAGUAAACAAACCCGUAGGGUAAACAGUAAGUGGCUGCAAAUGUGGACGCAAAAGUUCCAAAACAGUCCUGUUUAUUAGCCAUAUUUGCAUUUAUUAUUAAGAUCUUACUAUAGAAGAAAAAUAUUAAUUAAGAAAUGUCUUAAUCUUUUAGGAAUGAAAGCAAUUUUGAAAUUUAAAUUAGUUUUUUAGUGUAUUUCUAAGUUAAUGCGAAUCACUGAAGUCUUAACAAGCACAAAGCAGUCUAAUCAUGUCCUGUAAUUUUUCUGUCAUUAUAAUGUAGAUCUAGAGCCUAAUACUUGUAUAUAUGAGAUUUCUUAUUUUGCCCAUGAAACAAUUUUGCACAGACCGCUAGGUGAUUGUAUGAAUUAAUAGUUUUAGAGGGACUAUUUUUUUUUUAUCAUAAUUUACAAACAAUGUAUUUUUUUUAAAUUAAGAGAUAUUUGUAGAAUAAAAUCAAAAGACUAAAAGGACAAAUAAUAAUGUUUUGUCUUUGUAAUUGUGAUGUUUUUUUAUAAGCCUUUCUUUUUGCAAUAUUUUUUUUUUUUUUAUCGCAAUAAUUUGUUUAUGCAUUUAAAUACAGGGGAAAGUGCUGUGUUUUUCACUGCUAGCUAUUGUGUGAAUGCAAGUGUAUUUAAAAACCUGUGUAAAACUCUAUGGCACAAUUUUUGAUCACUGUAAAAAUUGUAGUGACUGAGAGCACAGUUUUAGAAAAAUGGAUGUACCAAGACAAGGUAAUGAAGACACAACUGCAAUAAAGACAGUGGUUGUUUAAGAUAUAUAUAUAUAUAUAUAUAUAUAUAUAUAUAUAUACUGUAUAUCUGUAGAAUUUAUAUACUGUAUGUAUAAUAGUUUAAAUCUCAUGUCACUCUGUCAGGAUUAUCUAAAAAUCUUGCACUGUGUUAUGUUGUGUUUGGGCUCAUUUUAAUCGGAAUCAUCAGAGUAUUUUCCAUACUCUGUUUAUGUUUCAUCGUAAUAAGCGAAAACGCACCAGUGAUUUUAAAAUCUUUGUUAAACCAAUUAUCUAUUUUCUCAAUUGCUAUCUUGCACUCUUGCGACACCUUUGUUUAUAUUAACUUAGAUUGUUAAGGUUUAUGACCGCUGCCUUGUGUUCUCAUUGAGUGGACGUGCUGACAAAUGCAUGUACAGUACAUUUCCCCUCAUAUUUUCAUUGUACAAUCCACUAGCCCCAUUCUGUCAGAAAAAUUUUUUUAAACCCUCUUUCAAUACAAACGAACACUGAUGCUUUUAA
Molecule: messenger RNA, 2525 nt
Organism: Myxocyprinus asiaticus (Chinese sucker)
Lineage: Eukaryota; Metazoa; Chordata; Actinopteri; Cypriniformes; Catostomidae
Product: GTP:AMP phosphotransferase AK3, mitochondrial-like
Exons: 5
Coding region: 263-940 (225 amino acids)
Biological process (GO): nucleobase-containing compound metabolic process
Cellular component (GO): mitochondrion; cytoplasm
Molecular function (GO): ATP binding; AMP kinase activity
Source: RefSeq, a predicted model, not a curated record